Messenger RNA from Styela clava, 2504 nucleotides. Its product is annotated as kynurenine 3-monooxygenase-like. Gene Ontology annotation, molecular function: FAD binding; kynurenine 3-monooxygenase activity. Gene Ontology annotation, cellular component: mitochondrial outer membrane. The record is from RefSeq and is a predicted model, not a curated record. Gene Ontology annotation, biological process: quinolinate biosynthetic process; L-tryptophan catabolic process. NCBI's taxonomy places the organism in Eukaryota, Metazoa, Chordata, Ascidiacea, Stolidobranchia, Styelidae.
UGUAGCCUAAUACCAUGGCAGAACACAAUGGCAAAGCUAUUGUAGUGGGGGGAGGUCCGGUCGGAACGUUAACAGCUGUUUUCUUGGGACGUCGAGGAUUCCAUGUUGACCUUUACGAAGCAAGGUCAGACAUACGGUCUGCAGAGAAUGUUUCUGGGCGAAGUAUCAACUUGGCUUUAUCAGUGCGAGGGUUGUCUGCGCUGAAACAUGGCGGAAUUGAGGAAAGAAUACGAAGCAUCGGGAUACCAAUGCAUUCAAGAUACAUCCAUACUGGCAAAGGAUCCUACACGAUUCCAUACGGAAAGAAAGGACAAUAUUUACUUUCAACAGACAGAUUGGAACUAAACAGACAGCUACUCAGCGUGGCGGAAAAAAGCGAGAACGUGAAUUUAUAUUUCGAGCAUAAAUUGGUGAAUUGUGACACCCGAAUCCCGUCCGCCACUUUUCAAAAGGCGGGUAGCGAAAUUACGAAAACUGGAGACGUUCUAAUCGGAUGUGAUGGUGCUUAUUCUGCAGUUAGACGACAAAUGCUUAAAGGCAGAAUGGACUUUAGUCAAUUUUACAUUGAACAUGGAUACAAGGAGUUGUGCAUUCCCCCUACAGCUGACGGAGAAUACGCCAUGCCACCAAACCACUUACAUAUCUGGCCCAGGCACGAGUACAUGUUAAUUGCCCUCCCAAACUUGGAUAAAUCGUUCACUUGUACGUUAUUCAUGCCAUUUUCAAAAUACGAGCAAAUCGUAACCGGAAAUGACGUCAUCGAUUUCUUCAAUGUAAAUUUUAAUGACGUUGUUCCAUUGAUUGGCGACUCUUUGUUACGUACGUCAUUUUUUGAAUUACCACCGUUGCCAGUGGUGACGGUAAAAUGCUCCCCUUUCCACCACGGAAAAACAGCCCUACUGCUGGGAGACGCCGCACAUGCAGUCGUACCUUUUUACGGUCAAGGAUUGAACGCCGGACUCGAGGAUGCAUUAAUAUUUGAUGGACUGGUUGACAAAUUCGGCUGCGAUUUUGAGCAAAUUGUACCUAAGUUUUCUGAAGUUCGCGUCAAGGCUGCACACGCGAUUGCAGAUCUUUCUCUUUACAAUUAUAUGGAAAUGAGGUCCCAUGUUGCCACACCCUGGUUCUUGCUACGGAAAAAGGUCGAUGGAUUUUUAAACAUUCUUUUCCCGUCUAGUUUUAUCCCGAGAUAUUCAAUGGUAACUUUCACAAGGAUUCCAUACGACCAAGCUCUGAAGAGAGCAAAAGUUCAAGAUAAAAUUGUCGAUAAUGGAAUAAUAAUUGCAGGUGGACUAAUGCUGACAGCUAUAGCAUUUGCCGCUUAUAAAACAGACUGGAAAUCUUUCGAUUUGAGUAAUCUGACUUUGGAUAGGGUGAUCGAAAAAGCGAAACAUUUGUGGUGAACGUAAUAGAUUGGGAGGAGUGCUCAGUAAUAAUAGUUGUAAAAAUUGUUGCAUUGAAUUAUUUUAUUGACAAAUCGUAUUUCUUCGUUGAACUGCGCCUACAAUUGUUUAGUUAUAUAGUUUUCAAAUUUAACCCGGACAAUUCUCAUCGUACUCGUUCAAUAGCUUCGCUCCUUAACAUGGCUCUUCAUCGUGGCCUGUAAGGGCCCUAAUCACUUAAGACUUUGGUGCCAUAUAUAUAUAAAUAAUAACAAUAGGAUUGUAAUCCGUGUUAUCUGAAAUUUAAUAAAUAUUCAUAUUCAUUGUUUCAUUAUUCAUUACUGAUUGAAGGCCAAAUUAUGAUUAAUUUACAUGAUAUUUUUGAAUAUAGUAGUCAAUAGUACAUUGGCGAGCCUCGUUCUACAUCAUAAUGAAGAUUUGCCCAUAACGAAGUCACGGGCACUAAAUUUCAGAAAAAGGUUUCUAUGUGUAGAAUUCCUCUGUAUAUAGGUGAAAUGAAAUUAUGUGCAAUAAAAUUCGUGUUAUAUAUGAUAUUUUCAAUUCCAAGUGUUUGGAAUGGGGUCUUUGUAAGUUUUCGAUGACGUCAAGACUGUGCCGCAGAAAUUUGAAAACUAUUUCAAAUAUUCCUAUAUAUAAUACUAGGAUUGUUCUUUAGUCAAUUUCACUUUUUCAAUAGGUUAGCUUCAUGUAAAGUUCUCGCCUUAGUGCGUUCGCUAACACACUCUGAAAAUCAUCCGUUCCUGACCUUUUCGUACCUUUUAAAUGAUAUUAUGAAGUCACAUUUUCAUAUAAUGAUAUCACUCCUAUUAUAACAUCAUAUUUUUGUAAUUCUUUUUCGUUGCAAUCACUCUCACAGACAGUGAUGUAUCUAGUCUAGGGUGUGGCAUCAAUGGCUCGUACCAUUGGUGCCGUUUGGACAGGAGCGCAAAAACGGCGGAAAGUCUUAGUUGUAACAUGAUUCAAUAAAAUAAUUUCAAAUUGGAAAUAAUUGAAUUCUGUAUUUCAUUUAAAUAUCAACGUACAAGUAUCUUAUUUCAACAAAAACUGGUGAAAAAGCUGAGCUGUAAUAAAAAUUGUCAACCAACGAUCAAGGAAAUGCAU